CUCUGAGUUCCUGGGCCAGAAGAGAGCCGCCCUUGGCUAGAGCUCCCUUCUGUCCACCAGUCUCCAUCCUGUACAGACACCCUUGGGGACAGGUGCUCACUGCUUCCACCCACAACAGCUGGGGUCAUAAGCAAGGCCCUCCUCAUUGCUGGGGUGGAGUUUGCCACCUGCAGCCUCUACCCCACGGCUGCCCCACUCUGACAGCACCUGCAGAUGUCCUGCCAUGAGCAUCGAGCCGCCAUGAGGCUGCCAUGUGACCAGCCACUGUCCCCCGACUCCUAGUCACAGUGAGUCCCGCACCAAAACAAGGGUAUCCGCUAUGGGCCCUGCCAGCUCUGAAUGCCCAGGUCUCUGCAUAGUCAGCCCCUAGGACUCUGAGCCUACCCCACAGCCAUCAGAGGAAUGGCCAGGGCUUGCAGCUGCUGUGUGUGCCGCCUGCUCCUGGGGCUGUUCACAGAGGGACUGGAGAAAGGAUGCAGUGGAGCAUGCUCAGUGCCAGCUUUGUGGGCCGCGCACCCUGGAUUCCGCCCUGAGCUGGGCCUCUGCAGGAGCCCAGUUAGGACUAAGAGAGAGCCAGGCGGUGGUGCUGUAGAACAUUACAUCCCCCAGCCCUGUCAGCCCAGACCCAGACCCCACGGGGCAGUCUCGCUUGGAGAGUGAGAGGAAGAAGAACAUGCUGACCUGGCUUGUUCCUACUCCCUGGGAUUGGCGUCAAUGGAGCAGGGCUCCCUCGAGGGGCCUGGUCUGGCCUCCUCCCCCUGUGGACUACGAGCUCUGGAAGUCCUCGGAGAAGAUCUGCCGACAGCUCAUCUACCACCUCACCCCUCACUCGAAGCAGCAGCAAGGGUCCAGCCUGUGCCAGAGGAAGACCCAGAGCUGCCUCAAGGGUAGCCUCCAGAAGACUCCACUGGCAGAGGAGACUGUGGACCUCUCAGGCAUCCCACUGUCGGUACGGGACGUGCAGCACAUCACACACUAUCUGAGCAGCCACGGUGCUGUGCUGGUGGUGCUGGACCUGAGCUUCACAGGGCUGAGUGAUGAGCUGCUGCACCUGCUGCUGCCCAGCCUGUGGGCGCUGCCCCGCCUCACCCAGCUCCUGCUCAACGGCAACCGGCUGACGCGGGCUGCUGCCUGCAAGCUCACCGACGCCAUCAAGGACACCACCAAGUUCCCUGCACUGGCCUGGGUAGACCUGGGCAACAACGUGGAUGUGGCUUCCCUGCCCCAGCCCCUGCUGGUUGGCCUGCGCCGGCGGCUGAGCCAGCGCACCUCACUCCCCACCAUCUACGAGGGCCUGGACCUUGAGCCUGAGGGUGGUGCAGCUGGAACCACCACCCCUGCCUCCACCUGGGACUCCACAGGUGCUGGGCUGGGACCCGAGCCCCGGGCCUGCUGCACCAGGUGACCCACCACCCACCUGGCUCAUUGCUACUGACUUGUGAUGCUCUAAAGCACAUGGUAGUGGGCCAUGAAGGUCGAGGAGGACUCACAGGCCCCCAGAGAUCCAGUGCAAAUGCUCAGCCUGAGAUUAAGGGGACAGAAGGAGAAUGGACUCAUAGGAGGCCAGGAGGCCAGCCCCGGCUAGAGGCUCAGGCUUCCCUCAGUGGGAGGAGCCCCAACACCCAUAGUGUGGACCCCGCAAUAAAGAGUGACACCCGCC
This is a messenger RNA of Mandrillus leucophaeus (drill), 1660 nucleotides long. It is a transcript of the gene LRRC75B, whose product is annotated as leucine rich repeat containing 75B. Lineage: Eukaryota; Metazoa; Chordata; Mammalia; Primates; Cercopithecidae. The transcript has 3 exons. The record is from RefSeq and is a predicted model, not a curated record. The coding region runs from base 674 to 1405 and encodes 243 amino acids.